Molecule: messenger RNA, 519 nt
Organism: Mesorhabditis spiculigera
Lineage: Eukaryota; Metazoa; Nematoda; Chromadorea; Rhabditida; Rhabditidae
Source: the annotation of a GenBank genome assembly
AUGCGAAUGUGUACCUGUCAGGAAAUGGACCAGUGCGUCGAAGAAGCGAAGGGCCAGACCGACCAGUGCGCCGAGCCCUGCUUCAAGGAGUUCGAGAAGUUGAAGAUGCUCGAGAAGCCACAGGUGUUGAAAACUUGCCUCCAGAGCAAGAAGCGGAUGCUCGUGCAACUGAUCCCGUGUUUCAAGCAGCACUUGCAUGCAGUCGAAGACGACCUCCUCAUCAAAGCUCAGGCUUUCUUGAAGAUGUCAAAGUCCAAGAACGUCAAUGAGGUAGCCCAAGCCAUUAAAUCGGCCGGUUUCUGCAUGAAGAACUGCAUCGUCAAGGAGAAGAACCCACAUGGCUUCUGCUUUGAACGAAUCGGAUGCAUGCCCCGAAUCACCGACGCCCAGGCAAAACAGGCGAUCGAGAAAGGCUCGACGCAAGUGAAUUGGAAGCAGGAGGUGCAGACGAUCUGCGACUGCAACCGCGAAGCGGGCAUUGGUGGUCUCCAAGACUUCUGCAAGCUGAUGAUCAGCACC